Molecule: messenger RNA, 552 nt
Organism: Hibiscus syriacus
Lineage: Eukaryota; Viridiplantae; Streptophyta; Magnoliopsida; Malvales; Malvaceae
Exons: 4
Coding region: 39-428 (129 amino acids)
Biological process (GO): endoplasmic reticulum to Golgi vesicle-mediated transport; intracellular protein transport
Cellular component (GO): endoplasmic reticulum membrane; endoplasmic reticulum
Source: RefSeq, a predicted model, not a curated record
AAAAAUCGAUACUAAAGAAAGCUCAAAGAAAUCGAAAAAUGGCGUUGCAGUGGAUGAUUCUAACCUACGUGGUCGCAGCAGAGGCCGCGCUGGCUCUUCUCUUGACCUUUCCCUAUCCCAAGCUAUUGAAGAACCGUUUGGUCUCUCUCAUCUCUCUGAUUCUUCAGCCUUCCCUCUUUAUUGUCCCCUUUGCCGGAUUCCAGCUCUUAGAUAUCUACUGGAAGAACGAGCAUCGCUUGAGUUGUACCUCUGAGAUUUGCACUGCUUCCGAGAGAGAUCGUUAUGAGAAAUCUGUGUACAAAGCCCAAAGGAAUGUGAUUCUGUGUAUAACUGCAUGCUUCCUGUACUGGUGUAUCUACAGGAUUUGCAAGUAUCACAAGGAAAUAGAGCGUUUGGAGGAAGUAGAGAAGAGAUACAAGAAUGAAUGAAGUUUAAAAACGCAUGUACUUGGAGACUAUGUUCUGUUAUAAGCCUAUAUAUUUGAUAUUGUUUGUGUUUUGAAUACGCUUGUAUGGAAGCUAGAACCCUAUUUGGCGCUCUUUUGUUUGCUCA